Messenger RNA from Eupeodes corollae, 363 nucleotides. RefSeq lists its product as uncharacterized. NCBI's taxonomy places the organism in Eukaryota, Metazoa, Arthropoda, Insecta, Diptera, Syrphidae. The record is from RefSeq and is a predicted model, not a curated record. Bases 1 to 363 code for a protein of 120 amino acids. The transcript has a single exon.
AUGGAGCGCCUUGUUUCAGAAGGAAUUUGGAAACCAAUUAAGUUUAGUAAUUGGGCAGCACGAGUCGUCGUGGUACCAAAGAGUGACGGGCGAGUACGAAUCUGUGGGGACUUCAAAGGUUUAAAUGCGCAGUUAGAAGUAGAACAUGUGCUUAUACCAAGAAUAGAAGAGAUGUUAUACAAGGUGCGAGGUGGCAAAUUUUUUGCAAAAAUUGAUCUGUCGAACGCUUACCUCCAGGUUGAGCUUGAUGAUGAAUCGAAGGAGUUUAUGGUCGUCAACAUAGUCAUGGGAUUGUACCAGUGUCAGCGGUUGCCAUUUGGAGUUGCUAGCGCUCCGGCAAUAUUCCAAAGAUUAGUUGAAUAG